GAAAUGUGAUGACUUUUUGAUUCCAGUUUGGUUCAUUAUAAGCGUACACAUUUAUGAAAGUAUGGGUCAGGACYGGUAAUUGGUUAAUGUGCAAGAGGUGAAUUGCACUCUGGACAGGUUUUCCGUCAUUUAUUCUUUCAUACAGAGUGCCAAGCUUUUGGGAAAAUGGUUGUAUAAAAUCUGACAUUCUUUUUUGACUCUUGAAAUUUACCCCUAAUGAUUAAUUCUUAUUGGUGAAACCUUUGAACCUGCACAAGAUUAUCCAAAGGCUAUUAAAAGAAGAUGAUAUUCUGUUUGAAUCUUCUUCUGCUGCAUCUAACAUGUUGGAUUACUGUAUUUAGGAAUAUGCAUGCUAACUGAUAUAGCCGAAGAGAGGAUGGCUGAAACUAGUUGUUGAUCCCUGAGAAGCAAUAACCUGCUUCGACCACUGCAGGGCAGAGGAGAGCGAUUCCUGUGCAGAAGCAAAGUCUUGAACUUUUAGGACAAAGGGGAAGAGUAACUUGAAGUGAACGCCAGAAUAAAGUUUAAUUUUUCCCAUUUAAAAAUGAUCCUCAAAUGAUAGAGUUUAAAGUUAAGCUGAUUAAAACAUGCAUAAGUUGCAUUUUCAAGACAUGAUGCUUUGUUUCUCAAGGUGAGAAAUAAAAUAAAAUAAAAAAACUUUCAGGGAAAACAGCCAGUACUUUUUUUCCACUGAUUCCACACUUUUCACAAUAAUCUGCAUGCCAUUUAAAGGGUUAAAUGUGUUGUGUAAUUCCAUUUGGCUUUGGCAGGGCUCAAAGCGCCAACAAGAAGCCCUGCCUCAGCAGUUUAGCCUGCCCAAUAAAGCAGCAGGCUUCAUACCACUGGGACAGUCCGACAACCACAGCCAGAGACAAGCCCAUGCCACUCUGUCCAAGCAGCGAGACAGGGAGACAUCUCACCACAAACACAUCCAUAUGUGCCUGAACAGAAACAAACACAAGCCGCACACCUAAAACACACAAACUGUGAUUUUUACUGGAACAUGCGAGAUGAGCUGACCAUGGGAUGUGACCGUCACCUCAAAGUUCUGGGGUGCUGGGCCCCGAUCCAACACCCACUCUCAGGAACACAGGAAAUGACAUUUCCUACCUUUUUUUUUUUUUUUUUUUUUUGCAGGACACAGAGGGAAAAACAGAGAGAGGCUAACGGAGACAGUUGGAGAGAAGAGUGAGGGAGAGAGUGGGAGUUUCUAAGUGGGAACAGAGCCGUUACUGUUUCAUAUUACAGAGAAAAGAGGAGAAGAGUUAAUGGUGGGUAAGGGCUCUGGUGGGCUGUGCAGUCAGGCUCUGUUUUGAAUGUGGCUGCUGGUAUCAGUGCUGUGCAGUUGUCUGGGUUUAUGGAGCCGCUGACUGUGGAAAAUGUACUUUUCUAUUGUGAUCCUUGUCCUGACUGAAGUUCUGGUCAGAGAAGUAUGUCACACCCUGAAUGUGACCAUCACACCUGGGCCUGUUGUCGUUGUAACAGAAAGAGACAACCUGACCUUAUCCUGUCUGGUGUCUCAGAGGAAGAGGAGCAACAGCGUCCUCAUCCUUCGCUGGUUCUUCUCCCCUCUCACGUCUCCAACUCUCGCGCCUUCAUCCUCCGCUCCGCCGCCCUCCCCCGCAGCACCCGGUCAGUUUCUGAUCGUCAGGAUGGGGAUAAAGAGGAUGAAGCUGUAUGGGAACUACACCCGGGGUUUCCCGCAGCCCAAGUUCCGACUGUUUGACGACGCGGAGGGAGAGGCGUAYCGGCUGCUCAUCCUCGGUGUGACGGGGAUGGAUCAGGGCUUCUACAGCUGUAGGGUGCAGGAGAUACGAAAACACAAGAACACAUGGAGAGCCUCCUCCAACGGUACCAGCACCACACAGCUUACAGUGCAUUUUAUUUCCGAGGAUGGUAACGUCAAAUGUCCAGAAAGCAGCUCAGGAGAGACUGUAACCAGCUCCAGCAGUUGCUCCAGUUCCCCCCCAAGGACACAAAGGAAAGACACAAGACAGAAAGCUGACAGGGGACGWAUAGAGACACCACCAAAACCACCUAAAGAGCCACUGCCUCACAUACCAACCAAAGUGCCCAUCGCUGCAAAGAGACCUCAGAAGCCCAGAAGGUUGAAGACUCAGCAAAGGAGAUCUGCCACACCUCGAGUAUUAAAAGAAGAAAGCCUGACGUAUGCAGAGCUGGAGUUGGUCCGACCGCGGCAGCAGCCACCAGCCUGCUCCAGCCCCGACGCCACUCCCUCCAUCCCAGACACUGUGUAUGCUCAGAUCCUCUUCCAGGAAGAAAAGCUAUAGAUUUGAGAGCUUGGUACCUCCUGGUGAAGGCAAAAGUCCAGUUCUCAWAACUAAACUAAACAGCAUUCAAAUGAGCAUAUAUUUAUGAACUAUGAGUAUGACAUUCUCUUUUCUUUUUUUCUUUUUGUGAUGGAUGUGGAAAGUAAGGGC
This is a messenger RNA of Austrofundulus limnaeus, 2441 nucleotides long. Its product is annotated as V-set and transmembrane domain-containing protein 4. The record is from RefSeq and is a predicted model, not a curated record. NCBI's taxonomy places the organism in Eukaryota, Metazoa, Chordata, Actinopteri, Cyprinodontiformes, Rivulidae. Bases 1380 to 2291 code for a protein of 303 amino acids. The transcript has 7 exons. Gene Ontology annotation, cellular component: membrane.